This is a messenger RNA of Cajanus cajan (pigeon pea), 1261 nucleotides long. RefSeq names its product fructokinase-2. Gene Ontology annotation, biological process: fructose metabolic process. The record is from RefSeq and is a predicted model, not a curated record. NCBI's taxonomy places the organism in Eukaryota, Viridiplantae, Streptophyta, Magnoliopsida, Fabales, Fabaceae. Gene Ontology annotation, cellular component: cytosol. Gene Ontology annotation, molecular function: fructokinase activity.
CCUUGCAUUCUUCUUCUACUCUGCAAUUCAUUCAUUCCAAACACCAAAACCAUGGCCCUUCCUCCCACCGGCGCCGGCCUCAUCGUCAGCUUCGGCGAGAUGCUCAUCGACUUCGUACCCACCGUCUCCGGCGUCUCCCUCGCCGAGGCUCCGGGCUUCCUCAAGGCUCCCGGCGGCGCCCCCGCCAACGUCGCCAUCGCCGUCGCCAGGCUCGGCGGAAAAGCCGCCUUCAUCGGCAAGCUGGGCGACGACGAGUUCGGGCAGAUGCUGGCCGGAAUCCUCCAGGAGAACAACGUGAAAGCCGACGGCAUCAAGUUCGACGAGGGCGCGCGCACCGCACUGGCCUUCGUGACCCUACGCGCCGACGGAGAGCGUGAGUUCAUGUUCUACAGAAACCCCAGCGCCGACAUGCUUCUCACGCCGGAAGAUCUCAACCUCGAACUCAUCAGAUCGGCAAAAGUAUUCCACUAUGGAUCGAUAAGCUUGAUCGUGGAGCCAUGCAGAUCGGCACACUUGAAGGCGAUGGAAGUUGCGAAGGAAGCAGGGUGCCUGCUCUCUUAUGACCCAAACUUGAGGCUACCAUUGUGGCCCUCAGCCGAGGAAGCGCGUCAGCAAAUACUAAGCAUAUGGGACAAGGCUGAUGUGAUCAAGGUGAGCGACGUGGAACUCGAAUUCCUAACCGGAAGUGACAGAAUUGAUGAUGCAUCUGCUCUCUCUUUGUGGCACCCCAAUUUGAAGUUACUCCUUGUUACUCUUGGGGAACAUGGUUCUAGGUACUAUACCAAGAAUUUCCAUGGAUCGGUGGAGGCUUUUCAUGUCAACACAGUUGAUACAACCGGCGCUGGUGAUUCGUAUGUUGGUGCUCUAUUAAGCAAGAUUGUCGAUGAUCAAUCCAUACUUGAAGAUGAACCAAGGUUAAGGGAAGUGCUAAAGUUUGCAAAUGCAUGUGGAGCAAUUACAACUACUAAAAAGGGAGCAAUUCCCGCACUUCCCACAGAGGCUGAUGCCCUCAAUCUGAUCAACGAGGCAUAGAAAUUUAGUGCUACUAUCUUUUGCUUUUCUUUUUUAUAUAUAUCCUUUUCACUUUUCCGUUGGAGUUGCUUGCUAUCUACUGAAGAUGAAUUUUAUUUCUCGGUUUUCCUUCUUGUUUCAUUGUACCCCCAUUCUGCAUUAACGGUAAUAACAUAUGAUUUGGGGUUUUUCCAAAUUUUGAGAUGAUUGCUUGAAUGAAAAUUUGAGUCCUUACUAGCUCGCCCAGCAA